Molecule: messenger RNA, 1845 nt
Organism: Malassezia globosa CBS 7966
Lineage: Eukaryota; Fungi; Basidiomycota; Malasseziomycetes; Malasseziales; Malasseziaceae
Exons: 1
Coding region: 1-1845 (614 amino acids)
Biological process (GO): carbohydrate transport; transmembrane transport
Cellular component (GO): membrane
Molecular function (GO): carbohydrate:proton symporter activity
Source: RefSeq, a predicted model, not a curated record
AUGCAAGAGCUUGAGGACAAAGAAAAGCUCACGUCUGACAUCAAAGUUGUGGAGCGUUCCAUCACUCCAUCUACCCAAUCCAUCCUUGACCCAAAUAAACAUGUCAAAUUCGUCGGUCUCUCGGGUUCAAAGCUCAAUUUCUUGAUUGCUAUUGCCGCAGGUGUGGGGUUCGUUUUGUUCGGUUACGAUCAAGGUGUCAUGGGCAGUCUUCUCACUCUACCAUCGUUUCUUCAAAAAUUUCCCGACAUGAACGCUGACACGCACUCAAGAAUGCAAGGCGCUGUAAUUGGCAUAUACGAGAUUGGCUGUUUUCUUGGCUCCAUCUCGUGCUUGCUUUGGGGAAACUUGCUCGGUCGUCGUGCAAUGAUUUGGAUUGGCAGCGUGUUGAUGGCAGUGGGUGCAGUCAUCCAGGUUAUUGGCGAGCACAUAGCCAUGCUCUGGGUAGGACGUAUCAUCGCCGGAAUCGGUAAUGGUCAACAUACUUCCACCAUUCCUGUAUGGCAAUCCGAAUGCUCCGCACCACACCUUCGUGGCAUGCUUAUCAUGAUCGAAGGGUCGCUGAUUGCCUUUGGUAUCAUGGUAUCUUACUGGGUCGAUUUCGCAUUAUUCUGGGCCGACAAGUCAAGUGGUAUUCAUCCUGCGCAGGCGGGCUUCAAAGCUGCCACUAGCAUAGACUCUGUUGCUUGGCGCUUCCCUAUCGCAUUUCAGCUGCUGUUAAUUCUUCCCACCUUCAUCACGAUUUGGCUUCCAGAAAGCCCGCGUUGGCUUGUGCUUGUUGGUCGUGAAGACGAAGCACGGAGCGUACUUUCGGCGCUGAACGAGCGCCCACGCGGUGAUCCAAUCAUUGACACUCUGUUGGACGAGAUCCGUGAGGGUCUAGAAAUUUCAGGCAAGGCCAGGCUGAGCGACUUGUUCAAACAAGGAAAAAGUCACAACUUCCAUCGAACGGCACUAGCAUUCGUGAUCCAGAUGUUCCAACAAAUUAGCGGCAUCAACUUGAUCACGUAUUACGCAGGGACCAUUUUCCAAAACAAUAUCGGUAUGACUGACGUUGUGUCUCGCAUCCUUGCAGCUUGCAAUGGUACAGAGUACUUCCUGGCAUCCAUCGUUGCAAUUUUCACUGUCGAACGCAUAGGUCGGCGAAAGCUUAUGAUCUUUUGUGCUCUUGGCAUGUCGUUCACGAUGGCCGUGCUGACUGGUUUGAUGAGCAAGAGCGCCCUUCAAUAUCAAGACGUCCAAGUUGAUCCGGAACUUUGCGCAACGACAGGCAUAGCAGGUUACUGUGAAAUGAAACCUGGUGAGGCCCAGAAUAAAGGAUAUGCGUACGGUGCCUGUGUCAUGCUGUUUGUGUUUAACACCUUCUUUGGGAUUGGUUGGCUGGGUAUGACUUGGCUGUACCCGGCAGAAUGCACUCCGCUCAGUAUUCGAGCUCAAGCCAAUGGCAUUUCAACGAGUGCUAACUGGCUCUUCAAUUUCAUGGUCGUCAUGAUAACUCCUGUUGCAUUCCACAACAUUCGAAACUAUACCUACCUGAUUUUCUGCGUUAUCAACUUGUUGAUGGCUCCAGCAUCGUGGUGGAUUUUCCCUGAGACGGCUGGUCGCAGUUUGGAGGAAAUGGACGAGUAUUUGCACGUGCCAGCAUUUGGAAUCCAUUCGAUGUUGUGUGCGUCGAGAGAGAUUUCCCACGUCGGUACGAUGCUAAAGGUCGCAUUAAGAAAGGUUACGUGCAGAGUCAUGGCCACAAAAUUGAAGAUUCAAACGCAAAUGGAGUGGCUCCAGAGGACGCAUAGGUUGUUUUGGGAUUCUUUUAUUGUACAUGUAGUUAGGGUGAUUCUAUGGAAAUGA